AUGGCGACGAAGCCAUCAACUGAGAACGAGGUGAAGGUGAAAAUCCCAGGCGCGGGAAAGAGUGCCCUUUCUCCUGAAGCAGAACUUGCUUCGAAGGCAGCUCUUGCCACGGCGAUGGAAGAGAGUAAUAUUGCCCUAUCUCCGUCGGAGGAGACGCAGGAUGGCGACGUGAAAACGGUGUUCCAGGAUCCUUCGGACUUUAAUUUGAAGCACCCUCUUUUUAAUAAGUGGACCUUGUGGUUUGAUAACUUGCAGCAAAAAGGCGUCGGCAGCGCGAAAGAGCGCCGCGAAAGCUGGGGUGCGAAUUUGCACAAGGUGGUCGGCCUCGACAGCGUCGAAGAGUUCUGGGGCCUGUACAAUAAUAUCGUACCUCCGUCGAGUCUCCCGCAAAGCUCGAACUAUUAUCUUUUCAAAGAUGGCAUCCAGCCUGCGUGGGAGGACCCCGCGAAUGGCAACGGCGGCAAAUGGAGUCUCCAGCUCCCGCGCGAGAAGCAUCGAGGGCAGAUCGAUAAACUAUGGCUGUAUACCAUGCUGGCCGCCAUUGGUGAAACAUUGGAAACCCCAUCUGCGCAAAAGCAACCACCUUGCUCUAGGGAGGACGAGCUUGUGACUGGCGUGAUUUUGCAGGCGCGUCCAAACUACUACCGCAUUUCCAUCUGGACUCGCCGCGCGGACGAAUGGGACGAUGGAGAUAUGCCCGAUGGUGAAGUUUCCGAGUCCAUCUUGGUCGGUCGGCGCCUUAAGGAUAUGGGUCGCUUUUUUAAGACCGAUGUUUUGGGAUACCCAAUGGAUGCCAAGGUAGGAGGUGGUUUCUCCUCCGAAGUCGAGUUCCAAAGUCACAAAGACAGCGAAAAGAAGCGCGGGAAGCGUAGCCUUGUGUCGUAG
Molecule: messenger RNA, 885 nt
Organism: Malassezia vespertilionis
Lineage: Eukaryota; Fungi; Basidiomycota; Malasseziomycetes; Malasseziales; Malasseziaceae
Gene: TIF45
Product: eukaryotic translation initiation factor 4E
Exons: 1
Coding region: 1-885 (294 amino acids)
Biological process (GO): translational initiation
Cellular component (GO): eukaryotic translation initiation factor 4F complex
Molecular function (GO): translation initiation factor activity; RNA 7-methylguanosine cap binding
Source: RefSeq, a predicted model, not a curated record